Messenger RNA from Ustilago hordei, 1605 nucleotides. RefSeq lists its product as uncharacterized. The transcript has a single exon. Gene Ontology annotation, biological process: transmembrane transport. Lineage: Eukaryota; Fungi; Basidiomycota; Ustilaginomycetes; Ustilaginales; Ustilaginaceae. The record is from RefSeq and is a predicted model, not a curated record. Gene Ontology annotation, molecular function: transmembrane transporter activity. The coding region runs from base 1 to 1605 and encodes 534 amino acids.
AUGGGUCUUACUCUCUGGAGUGCCUUCACGGCCGAACAGCGCCGCAAUAUUGCCAUCUAUACUGGUGCUAUCAUGUGCUACAAGCUCGGCUUGGAGUACUACAGCGGAUCCUUCAUCACUCAGGCGAAUGAGCGUUUCGGCGCCCGUCGUUUCGAGAAGAUUGCCAUCCUCACCGGUACCAACUACGCCGCUCAGUGCAUUGGUUCGAUCAUUGUCGCUCCUCUCAUUAAGCGUUUCCCCACUCGUUCCGUCCUUGCUGUUGCCGUCCUCACCUUCGGUCUCAUUGCUACCAUUCCCCUCAUUGCUGAUGCUGCCACCGGUGGUGUCUUGAAGUACAAGACUGCCAAUAACAAGACCCAGUACGGUACCUGGAGCCCCAACGGUCUCUUCCCCAUCUACUUCAUCUCUGGUAUCUCUUACGGUACCGUCGAACUAAUCCGUCGUGUCAUCCCUCGUGACAUUGUUGGUGGUGAUGUAGACCGUCUCAGAAAGAUGGACGCCUUCGUCCACGUCAUGUACGAGGUUGCCGGUACCACUGGUGCCUUCACCUCGUCUGCCUUGAUCGGCCACUUCGGUUACAACUACUCUGCCUUCCUCUCCCCCGUCCUCUUCACCCUCGCUGCCUGCGCUUGGAUCUUCAUCUCGUCGCUUGGUGAGAGCCAGCGCAACGAGGAGGAGUCCUGCCUUGCUCGCGUCGAGGUUGAGAAGCGUGGUAUAUUCAUGUCCAUGGUCGACGGCGUCCGCGCCUUCGGCAAGGCCUUCUGGUACGGUGGUUUCCUCGUCCUUACCGACCGACGAUUCAUCUGGCUCGUUCCCGGUUACACAUUGGCUCUCUACGGUCACCGAUACCUCGAGAACGGUCUUGCUCCCAUCUAUGCCAGGUCGAUCAUCGGUGUUUCUUCCUACUCGCAGAUCAUCGUCGGUGGUUCCAACUUCGGUGAGCUCCUCGGUGCUCUCUCCGUCAUGCUCUUUACCCAGGCUGUUCCCACCCCCAUGCCUUGGCUCCGUCUCGACGCCCUCCUCCUCAACCUUGUCUGGGUCAUGCCCUUCUUCCCCUACGUCCGGGGUGCCGUCUCCUCCGCCUGGAAGCUCGCUGCCGUCUUCAUCGCCGUUUCCUACGGUUGGGCUGCUGGUGACGUUUCGCUCGCUGCUUACAUCCAGUCGACCCUCGCCAGGAUGGAGGCCAAUGACAAGGACGUUUCGGCCCUCGGUGCUGUCAUGGCCUUCCUCUACGUGCUCUACAUCAUCAUGUACUCGGUCAUCUCUACCUUCCUUGGCCGAUGGGUCGACAAGCAGCUCCGUGGUCUCUCUGGUACCCGUGCCAUCAACCAGGCCCGCGACUGCCUCAAGUACAUCGGUGGUGUUCACUUCACCAUCCUCUCGGUGAUCAUCAUCGUCGCCACCUUCAUCCCCAAGGGUUCCUUCUCCCUCAACCCCAAGGCCAUCGACACCAGCCUUCUCAAGGGCGACGAGGAGUCGACGUCCGAGGACAUCAAGGAGGCCAAGUACCAGGAGCGCGACUCGUUCGGCCCCAACGACAUCCAGGGCGAUGCUAUCGGUGCUCUUGCCCAGAGCCCCGCUGCUCGCGUUACUUCGCGCGUUUAA